CGGCUCUUGCCACGCGUCUGUGCACGUCAAUUUAUUGCUAUAGAAUAUUUCGAAACGGCCAAUCCUUAAUCAAGGAUUAUUCACUUAUUAAAUAUUGGAAUGUUCAUUGGUGUAUCCAGGGAUUGACGUGUUAAAAUGAAAGUUUAGUUGGGAUUUUUUUAGUUAUAAAAUGUUUAGAUAGGGGUUUGACACAUACGCCACGUGCUUGCGCGCAAAGCCGCGAGACGAAUGACAGCCUUGCAUGCAAAUCAUAAAUGACAUUUACAAUUACGAAUAAAUUGUGAAACGUGUCCUGCAAAGGUGGCACUCCGUGAUACACGUAGACGUGACAUAACCUCCGUCAAUUAUCGCGGAAAAUAUUUCACAAUAUUUUACGUGUUUAACGAUGUAAAGUGUUCCUAAGAAUUUUUUAUAAUACGCAAUAAUUAACGAGCACUGUGCAGCAAAGGUGUCACACACACACACACACACGCACGAUGAAUUUGAAUAAAACAGAAAAAUUGUUAGCUGCUAAGAAAAAGCUAAAAGAAUUUCAACUUCAAAAAAGAUUGCAAGCACAAGAGGCCUUGAAUAAACAACAAAAUAUAGAUGCAAAAGAUGAAUCCGUAUCUCAGUGCCAAAAGAGUAGUCAAGAGGUAGAAGUGAAUAAAUCAUGUGAUCAAAAUAAUCAGAAUGAGACAAAACACAUAGAGGACAUAAGUCAAAGUGAAGAACAUUUGAAUAAUGUGCAUAACAAAGAAACUUUGUCAAAUCAUGCUAAUGUCACCAAUAAUUUAAUAGAUUUUUCUGAAUCUACAAUAACAAGUGAAAUAACAGAAAAGGAAUCUCCUGUUCCUCAGAACUGUAUAGACCAUACCGGAGUAUAUGAUAGUAGAAACAAAGAUACUGUGCAUUCACAUUCUCAAACAAAUUUGCAGUCUGUAGAAAAUGAUGGAAGAUAUAAUUUAAAUAUGAUUCCGUCUGAUAGAUCACCAACAGUGCAAAAAGAACAUUCACAGGAAAUGGGUCCAGAAGCUGCUAAUUUAGUUGCUGAUGCUACAGAUCAUAGUGAGGUCACUUCAUAUAAUCGUGAUGUGAAGGAUCUGAAUCAAUUUUUAAGCACAUGUUUAGAAGAACAGAAACAGCUUGUAACUGAUUUGCACAUUCAAGCCAGUCGUUAUCAUAGCAGAGUGAUAGAAUUAGAAAGCAUUCUUGCCACAAAAGAUUCUGAGUUUGAGGCUAAACUCAUUCGUGAAGUAAAUCCCUUGAAGGAGCAAUUGCAAUUUCAUACACAAACCACCAGUAUUUUGAUAGCAGAAAAGGCAGAUCUCACAACAGCCUUGGAACAGAGUCAGAAAAUUGUAAAACAGUAUUCAGAGGAGCUAGAAGAGAUAAACAGGAAAUUGAAACACAGUCAACUUCGGAUUAACGAACUUGAAAAGGAAUUAAGUCAAACAAUGAGUAAUUCUACCGACACUCAGAAAAAUGCCUAUCAAAUACAACAAGUCUACGAUGAACUUGAGAAAAAAUAUUAUGAACUCAGGAAAGAAAAGGAAGAUCUUGAAUUAGAAACGUCAGAAUUGAAACAAAAGCUAAAUUUAAAAAAUACCGAAUUUAUUAAUCUGCAACAAGAAUUUCAAGAGAAAGCAGCGUUACUUUCUUUAAACGAAUUGAGAUUACAGCAGUUAACUGACACAUCGCAAACGUUAGAGUCUCAAAGCCAAACUGUCACAACAUUGGAACAACAACUGGUUCAACUAAAAGAAACUUUAAAAUUAGUGAGUAAUGAGAAAGAUGAAGCAAGUAAACAGUAUCAGAAUUACGUGCGACAAUUGGAUAUGCAGCAAGCAAAUCUGCGUGAUGAGCUCGAAAAUGGGAAAAAAUUAAUCAAUGAUUUAGAAAGCAGAGAGAAAAGUUACAUACAACGUUUAUCCGAUAUGGAACAACAAUUACAGCGUGAAAAAGAAAAAACUGAAUUUUUAGUACCGGUACAAGAUCAUGAUGACAAAGUAAAUAGUUUAAUGAAGAAUAUCGAAGAAUUAACUAUACAGCAAGAAAAGUUUCAUAUCGCAUUAUCUGAAAAGGAUGCGGAAAUUGAAAUGUUAACGAAAGAAUUGCAAGAAUUACGAGAUACAAAAGACGAUACAACAAAUACAGAUGCAGCAAAAUUAGUGCAAGCUCUUGAAGGCGAAAAACUUGGUGCAUCUAGAGCUGUUUCACAAAAUCAACAAUUGAAGCAACAGUUAACGGAAAUGGAAAAUGCUUUUGUUACACUUAGUAAUGCAAAGUUAGAUUUGACAGAACAACUUCAAGCUGAGCGAAAUAUUGGCAGAAAAUUGAAUGCGAAAUUAAAUAUUGUUGAGACAGAAGUAGAUAAUUUGAAAGAAAAAUUGAGGGAAAAGGAAACAUCCUUAAUGGAAUUAGAAAAGGAAAAAUUGCAAAAUGCCCAAAUUGCAGAUCAAAUACAGCAUUAUCAAGCUCAAUCUCGUCAAGCCUGUACAUUGCAACAAGAACUACAAAAUGCUUUGAUACUCAUAGAGAACUUAAAAAAAGAAAACGAAAAACUUGCAAAACAAUUAGAGACUAAAACAAAAGAACAAACAUAUCUGUCUGAAGAAUCUGAAAAUGUUAAUAAAAAUGAGCCUAUAAUGAAGAGUGAUCAAAGUUCAGACAAUAUAGCACCAACGCAAAGUUUGCCACUGCCUGAAAAUAACACUACUUUAGCUGAUUCUGAGCCUAUUAAAAAAUUAGAAAAAAGAUUUACAGAAACAAUGGAAAAGGUCGCUGAAUUAACUGACGAAAAACAGAAAUUAGAACAUCUUGUUCUCCAAUUACAAGGUGAAACAGAAACUAUAGGAGAAUAUAUUACUUUAUACCAAAAACAACGCGCUAUUCUAAAGGAGAGAUGGAAAGAAAGACAACAAACCUUCCGGCAAUUAGUAGAGCAACGUAAUCAACAACAAGAACAGUUACAUAAAUUAAAAAUGUUGGUUACUGAAUUGCUGAAAAAACAUCCUGAAACAUUACUAAGUUCUACAGAAAACUGUAUAGCUGCUUGUCAUACAGAAGUGAACGCUGAAAUUGUUGCAUCCUCCAAUAGUGAGCAAGAGAGUGAAAAACUACCAUUGAUUGAAGAUAAAACGACAUCAGAGAUUCUUGAUCUUCUCACGGAAAUCAAAGACUGUAAAGACGUGUGUACUGAAUCUAACUUUCAUCCUUGUCCAUGGUGCUCCGGAAAAUUAAUUACAGUAUAAUAUCCAUAAAUAAAUUAAAAACCUUUUAUUAUAUUAAACUAUAUCUAUGCAAUAUUCGUUAGUUAUUUAUAGACUGUAAUACUUGUACAUAUAAAAAAGUUUAUUUUUUUUUUUUUUUUUUUUAUCUUGUAUGAUAUCACUCUCCCAGAAACAUAUAAACAGACAAAAACUUUUUUUGUCCAAGUUUAACUUACUUUAUAAAUAUAUACAGUGCCUUGAAUAGUUUUGCAGAGAUAUAG
Molecule: messenger RNA, 3472 nt
Organism: Pseudomyrmex gracilis
Lineage: Eukaryota; Metazoa; Arthropoda; Insecta; Hymenoptera; Formicidae
Product: golgin subfamily A member 2-like
Exons: 13
Coding region: 477-3233 (918 amino acids)
Biological process (GO): Golgi organization
Cellular component (GO): Golgi cis cisterna; Golgi apparatus; cis-Golgi network
Source: RefSeq, a predicted model, not a curated record